AUUGCAACGAUAAAGCUCAGAGAUAAGAGUAAGAGUGGGGCCGAUCGUCCAUUGUGGAGCAACUCAUUGGAUCCAAUCAGCAGCCUUGGAGUUUAAAGUGCUUGCAACAAUAGAGCAUCAGCAAGUUGUACACAUACUAGGCAGCCUCAACAGCAUGGGAAAAUACUGAGGUCUGAGGAGCUCAUAGUUUAGGAGGAGGGAAACCAACGGUAUAAUUGGCAUUUGCUGGACCCACUAUGUUAUGACGGGGCCAAUUGACCUGAAGUUUGACUCUACAUAGCUGCCUUUGCAGGUCGGAUUGUGUCACCCUGUCCUCAGAAAGGCUGCCAGUUGGCAAACCCAUCCAGGGGCCGCCAGCACGAACCCAAAAUAUUUUGUACCAUCUCUGCACGCGCCGCAGCAAACCAAACAUCCAACAAAGUCGACUUUGCCUUCCGCAUUGCUGCUGCCCACCAUGAGUUUCGUACCCAUUAACCCGCGGCCGAUGCUGCAGGACCUGGUCAACAAAGACAUACUGGUGCGCUUGAAGUGGGGCGAGACCGAAUACAAGGGCAGACUCGUCAGCAUCGACAGCUACAUGAACAUCCAGCUCAGCAACACGGAGGAGUACAUCGAUGGCAAGAGCACUGGUGCGCUCGGACAGGUGCUGAUCAGGUGCAACAAUGUGCUAUGGAUUCGGGGCGCCGACCAAGGGGAGAAUGCGGAUGUGAGAAUGGAAGGGUGAGGAGGCAGGGGCAAGUGGAAGUUAUCAUCACGCUGCUGCCGCCAGGCUGCGCUUCUGGGAUACCCUCAAAAAAGGUUGAAACGGGAGGUGGAGCACUUGUCACUGGUCAGUACGGCGUUCUGGUUCUGGGGUUGUUUGCAAACGCAAUCUUCACCAUAUCAAAGGGUGCUCUUGAAAUGCUGGCAGUCCUAGGAAACUACGGCAACGGCCAUAGAGGAGGGAGCUAGAUGACUGUUCUAAAGAUAUCUCCCAGAUAGCGGAGAAAUAUGAAAAAGGCUGCCCCCCAAAA
This is a messenger RNA of Phialemonium atrogriseum, 1013 nucleotides long. Its product is annotated as small nuclear ribonucleoprotein. Bases 455 to 724 code for a protein of 89 amino acids. The record is from RefSeq and is a predicted model, not a curated record. Gene Ontology annotation, cellular component: catalytic step 2 spliceosome; U1 snRNP; pICln-Sm protein complex. Lineage: Eukaryota; Fungi; Ascomycota; Sordariomycetes; Cephalothecales; Cephalothecaceae. The transcript has 4 exons. Gene Ontology annotation, molecular function: RNA binding. Gene Ontology annotation, biological process: mRNA splicing, via spliceosome; spliceosomal snRNP assembly.